AUGAACCACCAUACCCUUUCGCCUUGUUUCAGCAUCAUCACUCAAUCAUUUUUUUAGGCCUACACACGACGUGAACUGAUCAGAAUGCCUAGGCUAACUUGUUGCGUUGUAACUAUGCCUGUCUCUUGCUUGUUUGAUUUUCUCAGGUAAUUGAGUAUGCAACUGCAUACAAAACCAUUCUCACUUCCAUCAAGAAAGAGUAUGAUGAGUUCAUCUGUACCAUAAAGAAGAGUGAGCGUGAUGCCAAGUUAGCACAUGGGAAACUGAAGGCCAUGGUGGCCCAGCCCACAUCCCUUAUGUACUGUCAGAGAAGAGCUGUCCAGCUUCAAGAAAGGAUUGCUAUCAUUCAGAGAGACACUGCAGAGCUGCAGGCUGAGUUAAAUAGACUACAGGAGUCAAGGAGAGACAAGAGACCCUCAUUGCGUCAGAAGACCUCAGACAGCAAGACAUUACGGCCCGUUGGGCAAAUUCCAGGUCUGACAUUUGAUGAGUCGAUGAACCCAGCAGCUCUGGCAAAGCAUUUGGAGUACCUUGAGCGAAAGCGAGCCGACCUGCAGAUAAAGAGGAAGAGCCAGUAUGUAUCUGUUUCUGUCAAGAAUGACCUGGACAAUAAAAUGCGAUCCGCCCUGGACCAGAGGGAUGAGCUGGCAGUGGAGAAUGAGAGACUCCAACUCCGAUACAAAAAGAUGAAGUUUCUGAAUGACUCCCUCAUGACAUGGGAAAAGACAGGAAAAGAAGUCACUCUUCUGGAGUUCAUAACAUCAAAACUGGAGAAUAUAUUUGAUCUGAAAAUGAGCGACACUGAUUUCCUUGGCAUUAGUGCAGUAGUGUUUGAAGAGGAUGAUCCCAGCAAGGUCAAUGAAUCGGAGCUCUUGGUGGAUUACAUUGAAAGGUUCAUUGACCUAUUUGAGGGGGGUGAGUAUGAGGCAGCUGCUUUCCAUGCUGCCAAAUCCCCUCAUGGAGUUUUGAGAAACAUGGAGACAAUGGAAAGGUUCAAAGCGGUCACAGUGUACCAUGGCCAGGGGGAACUGCCCCCUCUGCUUCUCUUCUUCCAGGCACUCAUGAUCUCGGUGCAUGCUGGGAAACAGCUGCCUGGGGAGACCCUGUCAGUGGAGGGGGUCCGGUGUGCCAUGCAGCUCAACUAUGUAGAGCUGGUCACACACUGGGUAACCCAGAAGCGGCUAACAUACAGCGAGGCUCUGGGGGAUGUGAUCUGUGAGUAUGGAGACAGGAAGCUGCGGAUGGCCGACACAUGCCUGGCUCUGGCCCACAUCGUCUACAAGGCCUGCGGCGUGCUCAGGAAGGCCGCACUGAGCAUGUGCAAGAGAGGCAUGACCAGCAGUACUAUGGAGUUCAUCUAUCAAAGCAAAGGCUUUACUGCAGGUGACUGUCUGUUUGUGCUGAAGGGUUGUCCCAGUCUGGCUCUUCUCCAGGCGUUGACUCAGGAGUACCAGGGCCAGCCUGCAGUGCUUUCUAUGGGCUUUGCCUGCCAUGCUCUGCUCAACUCUGAUCUGGAGGACCUGGCACUGCAGAUGGUGGAGGAAACACAUUCAAGUGGGCAAGGUACUUUGGAGAAGGUGAUUCUGGAUGAUACUGGGUGUUCUGCAGAGAACUGGGGUGAGAUAGCAGGUUGCUGUGGCCAGAAGAACAAGCCUUUACUGGCCCAGGAGAUCCUCUCCAUCCUGCUGUCUCAGUCAGGGGCCAUGCGCCUCUCCCCUGGCAUGGAGAGCUCCAGGCUGAUGCAGCAUGUGUUCAUGUAGAGAGACAGCCACCAGAGGGCGCCCAUGGGACAGAUCUGCACCACCAAUCCAAGAGGCCUCCGAACCAUGGCAAGCCCAUUCAUAACUCACUGCGUCAUACUGCUCACUGCUCACAGAGAGAAAUGCAGUCAUCCACACUGGUCCUCCAGAUCAUUAAAUCAUUUGAAUGUGAUUUCACUUUGAUUAAUAUCACAAGUGCCAAGUUCCAUCUUUAUCAGAAAGCACAAAGUAUUGCCAUGUUAUUAAAUUGAUAUCACUUGAAAAUUGUCAAACGUCACUUAAUAGUUGGUUUAUUAGUUAUUCCUCAAUAUAACUUACUCUUAACUAGACUCAGAAUUUCAAACAGUUUAAACUUCAUCUAAGAGAAUUAUCACUACAUGUUUAGAUUUGGAUCAAUGGCAUCUCCGACAUCCAACAUAAUUCAUGGUGACAAGCUCUACAGAAUAUUGAAUUUCCCUGUAAUAAAUUCCCCAUUUCCUGCCUCCAGAACACCACUGACUAAUCCUUGGUGGUGUUAGUCAUUAUCCCCACAGAGAUAAGACCUGAUGGCCGCUCCCUGAGAGGCAUGCUAUURCCUAUAUACACUGUAUCACCAGAAAUACGAGGAGGACACAAUGGUAGAUAGAACAGUAGCUCACUAACCUUCCACUCACACACUGGAGCCAUUGUCAUAGACAGUGCAGGGCCAGUCUCAGUCACCCUGCCAUAUUAGAGUGAAUGAAGCUUCCACACAGCACAAACAACACCCACCAUCAAUAAACACAGCCUCCAGUUUCCUCUGUCUCUGCCUAAGAGACAUGAAGCCACACUGAGCUAACUGUGUGUCUAUGAUUCCCACAGUUAAUCAAUUCCGCUCAUGUCUGGGGCUGCGUUUCAGUGUAUAUCUGUUUGAUCCGUUAAUGGGUUAGUGAAUGGACGUGUGUAGUUGAUGGCCUUAUAUGUCAUACUAAUUUAAACUUUAAACAUUUAGCAUCAGUGUUGUGAUUAUCAAUAUACUGUUAUUGAUGCUGGUAUUGCUCCAGGCACUAGAGCUGUUUAGCCCCCACAAUCUGUGCUGUUAGCUCUUUGAACAUCACUACUUGUAGUGUUAGCACAACGAUACUAGCACUGUGUUGUCAGACGGCAGACUGGAGGCAGCUGGUAUCCAAGGGAGACGGAGAGAGGAAAAAAGAGGGGGUUGGCAAUACGUGAGGCAAAGAUGGAGAGAGAGUAAGACUGACAUGCUGGUAUAGCAUCUCUAUUACAGAGAGGAAGGAGCAGAGAGACAUUGUGUAGGGGAAAAGGAGGAACAAAGUGAGAAACAGGGAGAGUGUGAAAAUCAGAAAAUGGUAGCGGGGGGUGAGAGAUUAUGCUGAAUCAGCGCUUCAUGGCGCCACCCCUGCUGCUGUUAUUGAUCUCCCGCAGUAAGAGGAGCUGGCCUGACCUGGCCUGCUGAUGGCCCCACUGCAUAAAACAGCUCCCCAGACACCCUACCUCCCUGCCCCCUCACCCCACAGCUCACAAAGAACCCUAGUGCCCUGCCCUGAGGCCUACCUCAGCCCUGAAUCUCUGUGUCAAGGGAAAAAGGUGUUGAGUUCUGCCUCCUCACAUCUCUUGUUUCCUAUGCUAAAACUAUUAUCAACAAGAAAAAGCAUUGCAAUUCAUCUUCCCAAAACGAUGCAAUCAAGAGUUGUGUUUUACAAACUGCCUAUUAGUCAGGAUUCAGUUUAUGACAGGAUGUAACAAGAUGCACUUAGUGUCCUUGGAUAGCACUUCUGGAAGAUGUAAAAAUAUUGAUGGUAGUUGUAGCUAGUAUCAUAUUGUCUUGAAUGGUCCUUUAAAUAGGUUUUUGCCUGCACCAUCCUCCCUGUCAGAACCUGUUUAACAGCUCAGGAUUUUUCCUCUGUAUUCCAGCCCCAGCGUGUUUCUCAUCUCCCAGAGUGUGGCACAGAUAAGGGCCCUCUCCUCAGUCCAGCAACGUAAUGUGAACUGACAGCCGUGUCUAGCUCACACAGCCUCUGGUCUAGAUAGAGCUCAGUACAGCAGACCAGCAAAAAUAGAGAGCAAGGGGGGCGUUGGCCCUCAUGUUUCACAUCCUUUUGUCCAGACAGUGUCCACACUGGUUUGACUUACUUCUAUGCCUUUGUUUGAUAGAGCAAUGCUAGUGGUAUACAUGGUUUUAAAAGGAAUGUGGUCAGGACUAAAUAGCUGUGUCAAGCCUUCUAUUUCUGAUCCGUGAUUGAGCAGACUGUUGCACAUUUGUACUGGGGUGGGAAGGGGAAUCUUUGGAUUAAACAGCGCCUGUCUCACACUUUGUAUUGAUGUCUCCUGGCUUGACUGUGUAUAUUUAGCCACUGUGGUAGUGCCCUGUCCAUUUUGUUGAUAUUUCCAUGGAUUAAAGCAGUGCCACAUUAGGUUUGCA
Messenger RNA from Salvelinus sp. IW2-2015, 4161 nucleotides. RefSeq names its product clathrin heavy chain linker domain-containing protein 1. The record is from RefSeq and is a predicted model, not a curated record. Lineage: Eukaryota; Metazoa; Chordata; Actinopteri; Salmoniformes; Salmonidae.